CAUGCGUGUGUCUGAUUGAUGGAUGGACGCGUUGUUGCGAAUGAGUCAAAGCGGGGGACACGCAGCCCGUCCUUACUGUGAAGGUCUCUCUUCCUCGUCAGUCCCCUCACCCCGAUCUGCAUAAAGACACGAAAAAUCUCCGCACACAUGUUCGUCCGUCCAUGGGAGACAGCUAGAUGUGGAAAAAGGGGAAGUCAGUCAGUCAGUCAUCGGCCGACUAGAAAACCUCACACGGCAAAUGGGAGAGAGAAUAGACACACGCGCAGAGACGGUAUGGUGAGACACGGACAGUCCAUGGAGCCGGACAGACAGCCAGCCAGCCAGCCAGCUGUCCUUUCUCCCAGCCAGCCCCUACUAUAAACAAACACGUACACAGCGUGGAUCUCUCAUGUCAUGAAGUCAGUGCAGUGCACUCAGUGAGGUGAAAGCAUCGCUCUCUUCUUCUGCUGUCUCCUCCAAGCUAUCUGUCUGUCAAAAACACCAACGAGGCAGACACAUACAGACACAUACACAGAUUCAUUGUAUGUGUGUUCAUUGGUUCGUCCAGUCAGUGCAGUCGAUCGGACCAGCCACUACAAAACCUCGCGCACACACCUUGUUGCAAUGCAGAUACUCACCUCACCCAUAAAGCAUCUCUCCAUCCACUAGAAACACAUCCCUCACCGACACACAUGCACUCACACAUGCACUCACUCACUCAGGCUCUCUCCCACACGGACACACACGCAACCAACAAGCUGAUGACCUACUGAGCAAAACAAGCCAUCCAAACCAUCGGUCGCAGAUGGGAUGGACACACCGCCUCGAUGACACGCAACACACGACACGGCACGGCAGCACCCGACCCUCCCUACUCACCCCCCUCUCUCUCCGCCACUCCACUCACUGUCACCCAUCCUCAGCCCGUCACAUCAUCAAUCAGCUUCGAGUGGGGCAGCACGUGCACCCCCCAGUUGUCCAUCAUAUACUGGUACGGCCCCUUGUUCAUCGGGAAUGGCAGGCACGACGGCGCCCGCACGAUGACGUUGUCGGUGAGAGGCACGCCGAGCUUCUCGACGCGUGUGCCGGGGUAGAAGUCCCAGCUGCUGGCGCACAUGGGGGUGUAGGCCAGGGUGCCUGUCGAUGAGAAGAAGACGUAGUCGACGUGGUGUUUGUCGUGGGUCAGGGUCACGAUGAAGGUGCCCUUCUCGUUGGUCGACGCCCAACGCAUGUCGACGUUGGACGCCACACGGGCAGCAUCGUUGAAGUCCUGCAGAUAUCGCAUCCACACACACACACACACACACGGUCAGAUACAGAUUUCCUCCCUGCCUCCCGGCCUCCCUCCCUCCCUCUCUCCCUUUGUCAUUAAUGUGUCGUCACCAUGGGUGCAAAGUUCAUGGUGCUCUCAGCGCCGCCCGAAAACGUCCCCACUGUGAACUCCGCAGCCACCACAUCCCCCUUGACCCCAUCAGUCGCCUCGGUCUCACCACUCACACCAGCCACCUGCAGCACACGCAGGUGCUGUGUGUGGUCCAGCCGACGACCGCCGGCGCCGCUAGCACUGGUGUUGUUCGCUGCAGUGGCGUUGCUGCCGCUGCUGGCGGCGGCGCUGGUGGUUGGUUCGCGGAGCAUGCCGACAAACGACUCGUGCAUGUCGCUGGCGUACACGGCUGCGUUGCCGUUGGCUCCUGCGAGGGCUGACAGCAGACGAUCACGCUCAUCCGUAUAACCCUGAAGGAAUGACAUACAAACAGACAAAGAAGAAACGUCCAAAUGUCUGGCCAUCUCCAUCAGUCCACUCAUCAUGUGUGUGUGUGUGUGUGUGUGGACCCACCGCACCUGCCAGCCGUCGAAUGACCAGUUGAUUUUGUAUCUGGCUGCGGCCUGGCCCGCACGGGCCUGGUCCAGCGUGGCGUCGUCGAGGUCGGUGCACUGCUUGUACUGGAUUCUCUUGGCGUGGGGGAAGGUCUGGUGGUUGCACACCUGCGGGCUCUCAGCGAUGCCCAUGAAGUUGUCAAAGGCCUCCUGCAUGCAGACAGACAGACAGACAGACAAUGUGUGUGUGAUGUGUGGUGGCUGCCCGUGCUUGGUGUGUGUGCGUGGGUACCGUACCUGCCACAUGGCUGCGGUGACCAUGUCGCCCUCUGCCUUUUUGUUGGCAAUGGCGGCCUCGUGGUCGAACCACCAGAGAUCCUGGACCACCUGCUGCUGACCCACCAGCAGCCACGUCUUUUCACACACACACACACAGAGAGACAGAGAGAGAGAGAGAGGGGAGGAAGCGUGUGCAUCCAGACAAGCUGGUUGCUGUCCCUCUCUCUCCCUGGCUAACCGUGUUUGUCGCGAGCAUCUCCUCGAUCUGCUCCUUGACGAAGUCGAUCUGGUGGUCCCCAAUCAUGUGCCCCUCCGGCCUCCGACGGAAAACAUCAAUCAGCUGCUUGUACUCAAUCAGCUGCUGCUCGACCUCAGACCCCUCCCACUCGUCAUAAGGCGUGUCACCGAGGAUGUCCAAGACGUUCUCAAGAAUGGACUCGAACUCGUCGCUGAAGACCUUGAAGGGAAAAUCGGGGUCCUCCGGGUCGCGUGGCGGGUUGCUGUUGGUGCGGGCAGUCAUACGGUUCUCGAGCAUGACGAGUCUGGCGAGGUCGCCGAAAGGGAAGGCGCGGUAGAUGUGGAAGCCGCGCUCGUUGCCCUCCUCGUCGACCUCACGGGUGGGUUGGUACUCGUACCAUGCUUUCAGCGCUACACGCUUUCGCGUCUCGAAGUUGUCGCCCUCCAACGUGACAUUGUGGUUGCGGGAACCUGCACGCACGAAGAGCAUAGACAAGCGCACCCGUCACCCACCCCUUCCGCCCCUCCCUCCCUCCCUCCCUCCCUGAGAGUGUGUGUGUUUGCACCGACCGUUCAUGUACGAGUUGUCCGCAAACUCAUGGUCAUCCCAAACGCCAAUCAUGGGUGCCGAUGCAGAGAUGGCCUGCAGGCCGGGGUCUCUCCGGUAGCUGGCAUAGCGGUCGCGGUAGUCCUGCAGCGUGAAGACCUCUCCUGAGAUCUUGUAGGUGUCAAAGUGAUCGGUCUUGUUGUCACGCGACGGCUUCACAUGCGCGUUGGGGAUCCUACACAUACACACAUACACACACACACACACACACACACACACAUACACAUUCACAUACACACACAUUGGCGCACACAGACACCGACAGACAGAUGGGAGUGACUGACUGGCUGGCUGACCAGUCAAAUUCCUGGUGUGGGACGAUUUCCGGCGCCAGUGCAAUGCGGGAGUACUCGUAAAUGAAGUCACCAAGGUGAAGCCAGAAGUCCAGUUCAUACCGCGACGCACUGCACACAGACACAUCCGCACAGACACAUGCAUCCCUGUUCCCUGCCUGCAUCCCUGUCCCUCUCUGCCCGUGCUCACAAGUCAUAAGCCGAGAAGUAUGAUGGGCCCAGGUCGGUGCAGCCGAAUGCCGCGUAUUUGAUGCGCUCCAUGAACUCGCCAGCGGGCAUGGGCAGCUUGAACCGGCCCACAGGCGACACCACGCCGCCGACGAUGAAGCGGAAGAAGAACCGUUUGCCUGACUCCAGGCCCGUGACGUCCACCUUGACGGUCCAGUCUCGGCUCCCAUCCGUUGUGAAGGUGCCGUUCUUGGCCACCUCGGAGAAGUCCUCGAAACGAGAAACCUCCCAGCUCACUGUCACACUCUCGUCGCCUGCACACAGCGAUCCAUCCAAAUCAACACAACACAGUGUGUGUGAAUGGGUGUCUUGGGGGCUGAGUGAGUGUCUCAUUCACGUGGCGGGGCCUCGGUGGAUCUGAUGGUGACGCGCGUCCAGAUGAUGACGGCAUCAGGAAGGGGGUCUCCAGACGCCACACCAUGGUUGAACGAGGCAGUAAUGUCGGCAGAUACGCAGCACAGCGACGCGCAUGCCAGCAGGGCCAGGGCGGCAGAUUCAGAGAUCUUCAUGGCGUACAGUCGCCUUGAAAAGAUAGACCCAGGGGGUUGGUGGGGUGGCUGGAUCCGGCAAGAUCCGGCAGGCGACGGCUGCGAGAGGAUCGACUGAGAAGAAAUUGAAGGCACCCUUCACAGAUGCACGCUGCAGGGGCUCUCACUCAGGCAGGGCCACUGGAGUGGGCCGCGGAAGAAAGAA
Messenger RNA from Vitrella brassicaformis, 4134 nucleotides. The record is from the annotation of a GenBank genome assembly. Lineage: Eukaryota; Vitrellaceae.